AUGAGGUUAUUAAAUACAAAGACUCUUGAGCUCGAAACCUUUGCCACCGAUGAGGACGCACGCUAUUCCAUAUUAUCUCAUACUUGGCGAGAUGGGGAGGUAACAUUUGCAGAUCUCCAUCAACAUGACAAGCGAACAGGAGCCCAAGGGUGGGAAAAGAUACGUCGAAGCUGUGAAAUAGCUUCUGAACUUGGUUUUGACUACAUAUGGAUCGACACAUGUUGUAUCGACAAAACUAGCAGCGCAGAGCUGUCAGAGGCCAUCAACUCAAUGUUCCAUUGGUACAGGCAAGCUGAAGUGUGCAUCACGUAUCUCGAUGACUUCCCCUUCGCCAAAGACGAGACAACGGUGGGCCCUGAGAUUGAGCAGUGUCGCUGGUUUUUCAGAGGCUGGACUUUGCAAGAACUGAUUGCUCCUCCAGAGCUGCGCUUCUACUCGAAAGAAUGGAACUUUAUUGGCACAAGGACAUCUCUCAAGGCCGUCAUCGCGAAGGUCUCCCGCAUUCCUGAAGUGAUGCUCGAAGCAGAUAUGAAUGGUCGAGGACGAAGACUUGAGGACUUUUCGGUCGCAGAAAAGAUGAGCUGGGCCGCCAACCGCAAAACUACUCGACCGGAGGACAUGGCUUACUGCUUGCUUGGAUUAUUUGACAUCAACAUGCCUUUGCUUUAUGGAGAGGGUCGAGCCAAGGCGUUUAAGAGGCUCCAAGAAGAGAUUAUCAGAUCCACAAACGAUGAUUCCAUUUAUGCCUGGAGCUAUUCCAAAGGACAAUCCAUGAAGCAGCAUUUCUGGGGCCUCUUGGCUGACAGUCCAUCGGCCUUUGGACAGUACCGUGAGAGUUUUGUCAUAAAACCAGCGAGAUAUCUCGCACGACGCUCAAAUCAUGUGGCCACAGUCUCCAAUCGUGGUCUCAAUGUGGAGCUUGCCAUUGCGCCUGUCCCAGGUGAUAAAUCCGGCACCAUUUUCAUCGCCGUGUUAGACUGCGACAUGAUGCAAUACCCAUCAGAGGUGUGCACACCAGCCAUUCUCCUCCAAAAGACGUCGUGGCACAGCGAGUCCGAGUUUGUCCGAAUACGGCCAGACUACCUGCUCGUGAUGAUGGAGAACUACAUCAUGACGCCUGAAGACGGUGAUAUAUGGGCUAUUAUACGUGACGGCAACCGUAUCCCGGAGGCCAAACCGCGACAGAUAUUCAUUCCACAUAAUCUGUCCGCCACGCGUCCCCCACAGGGUAUCAUUUUUUAUCCUCAAAUAGAUCAGGAUGGAUCUCUGCAGCCCAAAGAAUUACCUCCUGUCGAUGUUCUCUGGCAAUCCGGUGAAUGGAUGUAUUUCAACGAAGUAUUGCCCACAGUUAAAGCAGCCGUUUCGCUCGGCGGCCUUCGGUUUGACCUCCCAGACGACUCAUCGGCAUAUGAUAAGAAAGAAUUGUAUGUAUUGAACUUUGACUAUUCCUCCGAUCUAGGGGUCACUGAGCCUACAAUGGCGAAGAUGCUCGGUUCAUUGGAACUCAAGAUCCCGCACAAUUAUGACUACUGGAAGGUGUGCCUGAUAACAGGGCUGGAGCCGCUCCCGCCGAAUCCAUUUGGCACUCCAUCGCUGUACACUGUGCCGUGGUACGCAUUUGAGACGAAAAACAAGGUCAUGGCGGGAAUGCUGGAUAAUGUGCUGAAUAAGGAAAGGAGGCGAGGGUGGUUUAGUCCGGGGGCAGCCAAGAAGUUUCUAGUGGCCAAGUUUGAUCUAGAGAGUCGACACUCGAGGCUAUUCUAUCGUGUGGUGUUACAGAUGGAAGAUACACGGUAAAUACUGUACAAUUCAAUGAAAUAUGCAUAUGAGUAUAAUCAUC
This is a messenger RNA of Trichoderma virens Gv29-8, 1840 nucleotides long. RefSeq lists its product as uncharacterized. NCBI's taxonomy places the organism in Eukaryota, Fungi, Ascomycota, Sordariomycetes, Hypocreales, Hypocreaceae. The record is from RefSeq and is a predicted model, not a curated record. Bases 1 to 1797 code for a protein of 598 amino acids. The transcript has 2 exons.